GGCAUGAACACCGAGACCUGCGUUUCAUACAGCGACAUGACAUCCAUGGAUUCAUAUUAUAGCCCCUCUGCAGCAGCGCAAGGCAGGGAUCACCAGACGGACCACUUUAGGACAUUCCCGGCCACUGACACCAAAUACAGCCCCACCGCCUUCCUGCCCAACAAAGGUCAGGCGUACGGAGAGAAGUCCCGGAGCCCCUUCCAGCAGGAGUGCCAGUCAUUGGAUGCCGCCGCAGCUGGGCAAGGCACUUUCGGUAAAUACCACCUGUUUAUGCAGAGGUCGUCUUGCAAAACGUCCUCCGAGGAAGGCAAGCUGCACCCGGAGAGGGGACACAACGGAGCGCUCAUCCCCUGCUAUGGUAAAGACGGUUCAGGUCUGACAGACACCGAGUUGGCCCCAGACUCCGACCCACCUGGAAUGGACACCAGCUACCUGACUUUGAAGGAUCAAGGUGUCAAGGCAGCCUCUGACAGGCUGCCAGGCACUGACAUAGCGGGCCCUAUGGACAAAGCAGAUGGCGGCGAAAGCAACAAAGGCAAGAAGAGACGUAACCGCACGACCUUCACAAGCUACCAGUUGGAGGAGCUGGAGAAGGUUUUCCAGAAGACGCACUAUCCUGACGUGUACGCUCGGGAGCAGCUCGCACUGAGGACGGACCUGACCGAAGCUCGUGUGCAGGUUUGGUUCCAAAACCGAAGAGCAAAGUGGAGGAAGAGGGAGCGUUUUGGUCAGAUGCAGCAGGUCCGAACACACUUCUCAACAGCUUAUGAACUGCCGCUGCUGACGCGUCCGGAGAACUACGCACAGAUCCAGAACCCGUCUUGGAUCGGCGGUGGCAGUGCAGCGUCUCCUGUGCCGGGCUGCGUUGUGCCCUGCGACACUGUGACCACCUGCAUGACCCCUCACCCCCACUCUGCCAGCGGCAUGUCUGAUUUUCUGGGCAUGCCGAGCCCUGGAGGUCACGUAGGGCAGGCUCACAUGGGCAGCCUGUUCGGAGGGUCUCCUGGCAUGGCCGCGGGCAUCAACGCAUACGAUCUGAACAUGGACCCGGACCGCAAGUCCUCCAGUAUUGCCGCUUUGCGCAUGAAGGCCAAAGAGCACAGUGCGGCCAUAUCUUGGGCCACAUGAUGUGUUGGUAUUUGCUGGACCCCGGAAACAUCUCAACAAACCCAGCUUGACGUGAGGGGCACGAAAACAGAAAAUUCGAAAGGCAACAGUUUCUACCUUCAUGUGUUGCAAGAAAAUAAUUAUGCAAAUACAAGGAUGGAUGAAGAAUACUCCAAGAGACAAGAACAAGAGAUGUGUUAAGAUUAGUGUCAUGGCACUACCACAUUUCUCUUUGUGAAAAGCCUGGAGGAAGGUGGUGCUGUACUGUAUAACAGAUGUUGCAGUGUUUUAUUGAUUAUAAGCGAAGAAGAGAAAGGUUUAGAAAAAGUUUUUAAACAAAUCCAUGCACUUAUUUGCUA
This is a messenger RNA of Paralichthys olivaceus (Japanese flounder), 1466 nucleotides long. RefSeq names its product ALX homeobox 4a (gene alx4a). NCBI's taxonomy places the organism in Eukaryota, Metazoa, Chordata, Actinopteri, Pleuronectiformes, Paralichthyidae. Gene Ontology annotation, biological process: regulation of transcription by RNA polymerase II. The record is from RefSeq and is a predicted model, not a curated record. Gene Ontology annotation, molecular function: RNA polymerase II transcription regulatory region sequence-specific DNA binding; DNA-binding transcription activator activity, RNA polymerase II-specific.